CAACAAGCUCAGCAUCUCAGAUUUCCGUUGAACCGUUCAUACUUUCCCUUUGUCCAAACGUCAAGGUUACAGAGGUCAGCACGCACUCGUAUCUUAUACACAAAUCCGUUCAACUAUGGAUCCCAUUACCGCCCUUGGAGCCGUAGCCAGCAUCGUCCAACUCGCCUCAGUCGCUCUGUCCCUCUCGAAAUCCCUCUACAGCCUCACCUCCGCCAUCUCCUCUGCGCCAGAAGAUACAAUCACCUUAUGCUCGGAUUUAGAAUCCUUCUCUGAUUCUCUGAUGGUUUUCUCUAGACUCUUGAAAGAAGGCGAGUGUUUUUAUUCAGAUGAUAUAUAUCUCUGUGCCGCCAAGAUUAUGCGGGGUGCCUCUAAUUUGUAUGUUAAGAUACAAAAGUUAACGGGCAAAUUAGGAAAAGGGGGUUGGAGAACAAGAGUUAGGUGGGGCUUCAAGGAGGAGGAAAUCAGGAAAUUGAUGAAGCGAUUAAGUGAUAUGAGGGGAGUUCUGGUGCAGAUCACUGUUAGUCUACAUUUGGACUUGGAGUUAUCGCGGUUGUGAGUUGAACUUUAUCUCCUCAUUUUGGUUAAUCCACGGCGUACUCUGUGUCUUUAAGCAAGAUGAAAGCGCGGCUGCGAUGAAUUGAACAGAUAUGAGUUCGAUAGUCGCAUGACUGACACUUUUUGCAGAGGCAUUUCAAGCAGAAGCAAACUCCAAAGUGGGGAAGGGAGAGUCUUGAGGCCCAACACUAUCCGACGUCUUGAGGAAGCAGUCCAAGCUGUGAAAACGAAUGGUAUAUCGGUCCAAAGUUUUACCGACUCAGACUGCCAGGACAACUCUUCCAUGACUUCGAACACUGGCUUUCCUAUAGAUAAUGCAAGGGCCAGGGAAUCGAAGCCAGCGUUCAACGAAUUUCAUUCGGCUGAGGCGAGCAGGUCAACAUCCACUGGAUUCGAUGGAAUGACUCUUUUGGUGGAAGACCCAGUUAUUGGCGUACCUUCUCAAUCCUCCCGUCAUAACACAGGACUUCAGGCAGUCAUGGCAACCACGGGCAACAAAUCCGGAGAAAUUAACAGUCGUAGGGAAUCUGUCUCUUCUCUAGCAAGUUCGGCUACUGCCAGUUCAUUGCCUACGAUGAACGCCAUAGCAGUCGAAUUAGCCACCAGCCAAGCUAGCACAGGGAUUACAAACGAACCAUUUUCCGUAUGUAUAGAAAAUCAAUCCCCUACUCGAAAUCAUAUGACUUCCCCAAUGGCACCACCUCAAUCUCACAUGCAACUUACGAACUUCCCAUCCAAGACAGCAUCGCCAAGUCUGAGAUCUCUGCCAUCAACCGAUAGUUUCAGGAGUGCCUUGUCAGCACAAAAAGAAUACGAGUUAAAAGACAAGGUUAAAGAAGCUGUUGAAAGUAUUCUGCAUGCAUAUCAAACAGCCAUUGAAGUACUGGAGAACACUGUGACAGUUUUUGAUUUAGUGAAUAAGGGUUCGCUUAGCGAAGUUGCGGGUGUACCCUUCCGUAGAUAGACAAAUACCUAAGGAGUGCGAAGAGCGUCUCUCUUCCCUCCUUGCGAACAAUCUAUUCCUUGAUCCCCACCAUAACAAACACCGUCAAUGAACAAACACCACGCUCCCGAGAACUGGGCUUGGCAACCAACAUGCUCAAAACGCAGCUUCAGGAUGGAAAAGCAAUCAUUAAUAUAAAGUACAACCAUUUCUUUCAGGCGGGUGAUACCUGUGACUUCAAAGAUCUGGACGUUAGGAAGUUGGAAAUGAUAGGGUCCACUCUUUUGACAGAUAUUGUAUUGAACCUUCAUAGACACUCGAAAAAGUCGGAUUCAUUUCUUGUGGAUAUUUUUACAAGGUUACGUUUAGCUUCCCAGGAUUACCAUAUUCAAGACUCCUUUCAACUAGACAAUAUCCAAAAAAGGGCUCUAUUGCCGGAGCAGGAGUUGGAAGAUGUUCAGCACGGAAAUAUCUUUAUGCAUACACUAUACACAGGUCUCCAAUCUCUCCUAACCACAGAACCACCAAUUAUGGCUUGCAUCAACAACCCCUAUUUAAUGGGUGCUCUGAUUCCUUAUUUUAGGUAUAAUACGGAAUUGGUGGCGAGCAAAAGAGAUUCGAAUCCCGUCGCAGGGAAGACUCUCGCAAUGAUAAGUGGCCCGAGAAUUCUUCCACGGUCUCCCACUGAGCACAUCCCUCGACUCUCCUUGCAACAAAUAACAUCAUUACAACCAUCUACUCCCGCCAAACCACAAACUCUGUGGUCCAAAACUCGGUCAUUUCUCCAAAUACAACAUCCAGAAAUCGUCGCAUCUCUAACUUCACAAUUUUCGAAACGAACAAUGAUAUUUCCCUAA
Molecule: messenger RNA, 2355 nt
Organism: Hymenoscyphus albidus
Lineage: Eukaryota; Fungi; Ascomycota; Leotiomycetes; Helotiales; Helotiaceae
Source: the annotation of a GenBank genome assembly